Messenger RNA from Linum trigynum, 1230 nucleotides. The record is from the annotation of a GenBank genome assembly. Lineage: Eukaryota; Viridiplantae; Streptophyta; Magnoliopsida; Malpighiales; Linaceae.
CUGACUAGGAUGCCAAAUCAUCACACACGUCAGCGACAAGUCAUCAAUAUCAUUGCCACAUCAUUUUGAUUUAUCUUUCAACAAUUCCAUGUGGAUAAAUGAAAAAAAUAUUUGUUUUCAAAUAAUCUUUUUUAUCUGAACUAAUUUUUAUUUAUUUAAGAAAACUAAAAAAAAAAAAAAUUAUCCCACGUCCCUCUCUUCUCUCUACGCAGCCAGCAGAGCACCCCCUUCUUCUCAAUUAUUUUUUUCAAUUCCUCCCCAAAUUCUCUCCCCCAAAUCCCUACUCUAGAUCAAAUAACCAAUCAAUAUUUAUCUUCCUCUUCCUCUUCGAGCUUCUCGCUCUCCAUCGUUCUCUGCCGGAUAUCUCAAGUGCAGCCUAUCAGGACCGCCGGAGAAGAAGAUAGAGAAGGCGACGGCGGGGGAUAUCCACCCGCAUCGACGACCGGCGACAUCUUUCCCAAGUGGUAGGAUCCUGUAUUUAGUCGAUUUGGGUCAAAUUUCAACACCCAGAAGGAAGGAUGUGGGUGUUGUCAUCACCAUCGCCACCAAAUCCCUAAUCCCCAAAUCCUUGCCAUCGUCACCAUCGCCACCAUGACCAUCGAUCGACAGUGGAGCUGCGAUUCUGGGUUGUUUUUGCUUGUUCUGGGUUUUUCAUUUGGAAGAGACGGAUGGAUUCAUUGGAUUGAGGCGGAAGAAGAACCCCAAAUCGAGUUCUCUAGUUCAUCCAAAACCCCUAAACUGAAGGGACGAGGUCGGUGGUGCAGCGGAGUAUUGGCAUCUAAAUCGUUCCAAAAUCAGAAAACGCAGAGGAGAAACAAUAAAAAGGGAAAUCUUCUAUCGAUUAUGAAAGCCGAAGAUCUCCAUCCGCUGAAAGAGGGGAGCGAUUGUGGAUCCCGCGGCCGCGGUGGUCAACGGAGCCAGGAACGAUGUCGUGGUCUUCGAGUAAAGGGUGUCGUGGUCUUCGAGUAAAGGGGUAGCAACAACUAUACCGUCGGUGACCAUCUGAUUUUUCCGGAAUGAGUGCUUCAGUGGUAGUGUGAAAAUGGCGCUGUGGGGAUGUAAAAUGCCCUGGUUGUUUGCCGGUGAUGAUGUGGAGAAAGGGCGGAGGGAAAUCAGGAGAGUGGGUAGGUUGGAAGGAGAGAAGCUUUUUUAUUUUAUGUAUAGUAUUUGUUUUUAUUUUCCAUAAAUCAAAAGACCAACUAUUUGAAAAUAUAAAAUUUUAAUUAUUGU